Molecule: messenger RNA, 2193 nt
Organism: Ochotona princeps (American pika)
Lineage: Eukaryota; Metazoa; Chordata; Mammalia; Lagomorpha; Ochotonidae
Product: disintegrin and metalloproteinase domain-containing protein 32-like
Exons: 19
Coding region: 64-2193 (709 amino acids)
Biological process (GO): binding of sperm to zona pellucida; cell adhesion; proteolysis
Cellular component (GO): plasma membrane
Molecular function (GO): metalloendopeptidase activity
Source: RefSeq, a predicted model, not a curated record
ACUCCCUGCGACCAACGGCCGCGCCCCCAGUCCGCGCUCGGAGGCGGCAGAGCAGAGCGCACCAUGUUCCACCUGCUGCUGCUGCUGCUGCUGCUCGCCGGGCUCAGGGGCUCGCAGGCGUCAGGACCCGGUUCUCCAAAUUCAUUUCUUCAAGUUGUAUCACCAAAGGAAAUUCAAACAAAUGACAGCAGUAAUUCAGAAAUGAAAUAUAUAUCGUAUGUUCUUCCAAUAGAUGAGAUCCUGUAUACUAUUCACCUUAAGCAAAGAUAUUUUGUAGCGGAUACUUUCAUGGUGUAUUUGCAUAACCAAGGAUAUGUCAGUUCUCAGUACUCCGACAUUCAGCCUCGGUGCUACUAUCAAGGAUAUAUUGAAGAGCAUCCAAAUUCUGUUGUCACACUCAACUUGUGCCAUGGACUCAGAGGAUUACUGCAAUUUGAAAAUGUUUCUUAUGGUAUUGAGCCUUUGGAAUCUACUGGUCCAGUUCAGCAUCUUCUUUAUAAAUUAGGGAAUGAAAACAAGGACUUAGGAAGUUUCAACUAUGACACUAUAAGCAUAGAAAAACAGCCACGUGUUCCAGAUGUAUUUCCUCUUUUUCUAGAAAUGUACAUUGUGGUGGAUAAAGCUUUGUAUGAAUAUCUUGGCUCUGAAAGCAUGCUAAUAACACAUAAAUUCAUCGAAAUUAUUGGCCUUGUAAAUUCAAUGUUCGCCCAGUUUAAAGUUACUGCUGUGUUGUCGUCUUUGGAGUUGUGGUCAGAUGGAAAUAAGAUUUCUACAGCUGGUGAGGCCGAUGAACUCCUAGAAAUAUUUUUAAAAUGGAAGCAUUCUUAUCUUAAAUCAAGACCUCAUGAUGUUGCAUAUCUGUUCAUUUAUAGGGAUUAUCCACAUUACCUGGGUGCUGUGUUUCCUGGAAAGAUUUGUGAUACUCAGUAUUCUGCAGGAAUUGUAGUGUAUCCUAAGGAGAUAACCUUGGAGGCAUUCUCAGUUAUUGUCACCCAGAUGCUGGGACUCAGUCUGGGGAUCUCAUACGAUGACCCUAAGAAAUGUCACUGCCCAGGAGCCAUCUGUGUCAUGAAUCCAGAAGCUGUGACAUCCAGUGGUGCAAAGAUUUUUAGCAGUUGCAGUUUGUGGGACUUUGAGAGUUUCAUUUCAACCGAGGGUGCGAGUUGUCUUCAGAAUAUGCCAGAAAUGGAAAGACAGCGAGCAGCCUGUGGCAACGGACGCGUAGAACUAAGUGAGAUCUGUGACUGCGGUACUGAACAACAAUGUGGACCUAACAAUUGUUGUGAUCACCGAACUUGCAGACUGAAAGCAAAUUCACAAUGUCUUAGUGGAGCAUGCUGUCAUAACUGCCGUUUUAGGCCCAGUGGUCAUGAAUGCAGAGGCAUUAAAUAUCCUGCUUGUGAUUAUGCUGAGCAAUGUACUGGAGCAUCAGAAGAGUGUCCACCUGACAGAUUUGUAAUGAAUGGAUAUCCAUGCAGACAAAAUACUUCUGUUUGUUUUGAUGGACAUUGUAUAAGUCUUGAUGAUCGCUGUAGUACAUUAUUUGGAGGAGGUUCAAAAAAUGCUCCAUCUAAGUGCUAUGAAGAAAUACAAACUCAACUAGAUAGAUUUGGGAACUGUGGUAAAGAGAAAAACAAAUAUAAAGCCUGUAAAUAUAGAGAUCUCGGAUGUGGACGAUUAGUCUGUACAUACCCAUCACCGGAUCCUUAUAUUAGAGAAAAUGUGGCUAUAAUUUAUGCUUAUAUACAAAAUAUAAAAUGUGUGAGUUUAGACUACUCACUGCAAAACUUGGAUUCAGAUCCAAUGAUGAUCAAAAACGGCUCUCCCUGUGAGAAAAAUGGGUUUUGUGUCAAUGGCGUUUGUGUAGAAGGAAGAAUACUUAGAUUUCAAGCAGAGCAGUGUGAACGCACACGUUGCAAUGGAAAUGGAGUUUGUCGAUCUGAUGGAAGAUGCCAGUGUCAUGAGGGCUCUAGUGGCGAUUCUUGCGAGAACCAACUUCAAGCAGCACGAUCAUUUCAGAAGCUAGGUUUGAACAAGGGAAAAUUUUCUAGGAUGGGUGAAAAGCAUUGGUUUCCUGGUUUCUAUAUUGGGUUGCCUGUUCUGAUCAUAGCCACUACAGUAAUUGUGGCGGUGUCAUGGAAUAAGUUGUACAAGUGGCCUGUCAAAGAAGAGGAAUCACCAAGUAACGGGUAA